GUUUUAAUUCAGUAUACCAUAUAUCUAGAAGUCCAUAAUUCAUUUCUUAGUUUCAUUGACGUAUAGGUUAGGGAUAUGUAUUCAGAACUAUCCACUGUAGGCCCUCACAUUGAUGUGUCUACGAAUAACGGAUCUUACCACUCAACAAGUCUUUUUCACAUGGUACUUCGUUCGUAUAAUAUAAAAACUUGAGGCUUAUGAGCUGUAGGGCUGCGUGUAUUGACUCACUAGUACUUUAAUAAUACUGCCGCUAAUUAGCACUGCGUCUGGAUUUGCCCCGAACAUUUUAGAAGUCUUCGCUAAUAAAAGAUAUAUUUAGCAACUAGAUAUAUAAGCAAGAACAUUAUUCAUCUGACAAUCCAUCCGCUGCCUACUAACUUCCGUAGUUGUACAACACAUGAAUACAUUCAGAUCUCUGCUUGAAGGUUUGAGGGUUGUGUGUGGAUCCCUUUUCUAGCGUGCCCCUGCGAGGGUCCUGUCUUUUAUUAAAUCAGUUAAUUGAACGUACAGACACCUAUUCUGGUAGUAAACUACUAAAGUUGAGUACUUGGAAGUAUAAAAUGGAUAAUACAGGCACUGUGUUCAUCCAUGGCUUUUGGAUUCGAUGGUUGUCCUGGUUUUUUCUUAAAAGAAUGGAUGCCAUAUCCGAGACGUUUUCUUAGUACUCUGUACACCGUAUGUUGUCAAGUUCAUGAGUCUAGUCCCUCAGACUAAGGACAUUCAGGAAAGCACAGCUAGUGAUUCUACGCUCUUUCCUAGGAACCUGAGUCGUACUUCAAACGGAAUUAAAAGUCACCAUAAUAGUGUUAAAUGACAAAUGUAUUGUUGAUCUAACCUAGUGAAAGUUUAUCCAAAUAUACUCUUUCGUCCUGAUAUUGUGGCUUAAACAGACGCAGUGAACCGUGGUCUUCAGAUUAUGACUUACUGUAACCCUCGGUCCAUUAGUUGCGAACUAAGGUCAAAAUGUUUCUUCAGUUUCGUAAUUCCAUCUGCUUUCGUGUCCAGUGUGCAUGAAAACAGCCUCGUCAACAAACAAUUACAUUUUAUACCACCAUAACAUGCCGCCAAGUUCGGCUCAAAGUAUAUAUAUAUGUAUAGUAUAUAAAAAUUUAGUGCUACUUGUCAUAUUUUGACGUCUUCGCUUUAAAAUAUUGUGAGGGAUCUGAUUUAUGAAAGUUCGUUAAAAUUAUUUAUUAUACACCAAAAUACAUGGAUCUACGCAAAUAGUGUCAAAGUGACUAGUCUUAUUUCGUAAAGAUGACUCAUUUGAAUCAUCAGACAACGACAGAAUUGUUAUUUGAAUUCGUGGGAUAACUUUUUGUCCGGUUUAUGGAUCCAAACCGCAUUCAACCCAUGAUGCUGUCUCAAGCUGGGUACAUACUACCUCAACCAGGACUCAGCCUUGUCUCUCCUUUGCCUGGCGGUGCUACUGCGUAUGCCCACCAACCAUCAUAUCAAAAGUCAUUAUACUUUCCAUUGUCGUUUGCUGGUUAUAAUGACCCUCAAGUUAGUGAAAUGGACUUCUCCAGCUCCCAGGUCCAGAGCACUUACACUUCACCUGCCGAUGUGCUGGAAAAAGACUACCAAAUUGUUACUUAUGAAGAGCUUGAAAAAUUACUCCCAGAACCCAAACCAUCUGGUCGCGUCGAGUUGGGUUUGCUUCCGAAUGGGUGUGCUUAUGCACCUAAAACAGCAAGUCGAGAAAAUUACUUGUUAUUUGCAUCAAAAUAUAGCUAUAUAUUGUAUUUCACUCAUCAUUAUUUUUCUCGAGAAAACUUAUGCCGGGAUCAGACGUUCCUGAAUAUGCUUGUUGAUCGACUGAUUUUGCCAAUCGAAAAGCUUGUCAAAGCUCCUCGUUUAGCAGCUCUAAAUACUACUCAUGAAGAAGUGGAAAAAGCCUUACUUGGCAGUAAGAUUGUUUGUGUUGAAGAUAUGAAUGCGGGAAUGCGUGGUGUUCGCCGCAUUGAUGGUUAUCCUGGUCUGUCUACGAAUCCUGAUACUUCAAUAAAUGUGCAAUCUGAGAGUGGAUUAUCGACUUUUACAUCGUCUCAGAAUUUAACCUCGUUGAUUGGGUCUUUCUCUCUCCAACCACAAUUGCCUGAUCAACAAAUUACUACCAGUCUUCAAUCCGUAGUUGUGUUGAAAACUGCUGGUUCAGACAAAUUCCGAUCUGAUGGCGUUAUAAGAUCUGGACACAUGAAUUCUGAAACAAGCAAAGAGCUUUUACAAGCAAGUACUUUAAUUCAAAACCCGGUGACAACGAAUGUUUGCAUAGCACCUGCGUCUCAUCAAAUGUCCAUUCCAUUAUUGUUACCUUUAUGUGGUAUCGAGAACUGCAGCAAUAUUCAUAUAGAAUGUACCGGCACAGCGGGUCCUUCAGUAGCACCUUGUCGUAAUACUGCUCCUUGGAUAUUACAACGGCCUACAAAACAGCAUAAUCCAUAUUCUCGUGUUGCACAUGUGAUAGUUCCUCAGUCUAUAAAUCAAACGAAUUCUACAAAUUACAAUAGAAACCAACCGCUCGCGUGGGACUUUCAUCAGCGCCCACAUCUCCCAGCUGCGAACAGUACACAUUCAAGUGUAGUACCAGUACGGCGUCAAACGCAUUUGCCAAAUUAUUUCAUUCGUCAGACAGGGAAUGUUAUAGAGUCAUGUCCUGUCCCAUUUUCAAUACCACAAACAAGUAACACAAAUCAACCUUUCAAUCUAGCUGUAGCAGCUGCUUUAGCAUCCAUGAGUACAAGCACCAGUAAUAGUAUUAAUCCAAACUACUAUGGACAUCAACCGCAGUAUUUCCCCAACCAGUUGUUAACCAACUCUUCAAACAUCAGUCCAAUUGGAGCUAACCAACAACGACCAUCAAAUGCACUUUUGAAUCACCUCCAAGCAGUAGCUGCCAUGUCAGCUGUUGCACAACAUUCGAAUGCUACACCUUAUUUUCAGAAUCCUGUAUCUCAAACUAAUCCUUUUCAUAUCCCCACCCCUGUGCCAUUGCCAGUGUACUACACCGCUCCACAGUUAUCGUUACAAUCUUCUGGUGCGCGGAACUCUUUACAGCGUUUACAACAAAAUGUGUAUCCGAUGCAAAGCUAUGGCUAUCAGACAGUCCAAAACGUCCCAGUAUCUGAGUCAUCGGAUAAUCUAAGGUCAGAUAGUAGAUGUGGCUUAACGGUACCGAAUCUCCCACAACAUACAAAUAACUUGAUUUAUCCUAUACUGUUGCAACCACCCGUGCACAUACAGCAUAAGUUACCCACACAUAUGAAUGGUACAGGGUGGCAGGUUCACAACCCUGGUCAGUCGAUACGUGGAGCAUUCAAUUCAGUAGGUUUAACGCCUAUACCCAUUAACUUCACAGUCAUUAACACUAAUGGCUCUACUUCGGUAGCCAAUAAUGGGAUGCUCAAAGAGUUACCAACGUUUUCAGACACAAAAGAUAAUCUUGAUAACAAUACAGCAGUAGAUAAUAUGGUAAGUGAUGCUGCAAUAAAUGUGUCUCUUGCAUCUGAAAAUCAAUUGGAUAGUGGAUCGUCUGUGUUACCAGGGUUAAUUUCAUCUACUGAAAAUUUUACAUGCGCAGUUAUUGGCGACAAUCAGUCUCAUAAGCUUCCCAAACAAGUUGAAAAAAUGACCUCUCCUGGUUCGGUUCAUGAUUCUGAGGAUUCAGUUAGUUCUGGGAUAGGAGACAUGACUGCCACUAGCACUGGUGAUAAUGACAGUCGUAACAAUUCGUCGUGCACACCAACCGAACCAACUCGUAUUAUUCCGAAAUCUGACUACGUACGAAACAAGUCUUCAACACGAAUUAAAGAAAAACUUACUGGUACAUGAGUCUCCGAAAUGAUGAAAUUCAUAAUUUUGUAUUAUCAUUCACUGAAGCUACAAGUGAUCAUCCAAUAUCAUGCAGUCAUUUGUUUCAAGUAAUUUUACACAGCUUACUGGAUAGACUAGUAAAGGAAACUCAUAAGCAGAACAUAUAUUGUGCUUACCAGUUAUCUUUUUCACCAUUAUAAUUAAAGCGACGGAAAUAGAAACAAAGAACCAUAACUACUGGCCGUUUCAUCCUGCAUAUUCACGAACCACCGUUCCGGUCACAGUUACGCUGUUCAUUUUCAUUACAAAUGCUUUAUUUUAAGUCGGAAAAUACUGUGAUUAGAAUUCGCGUUACAGCCACUCCUAUAUGGUGUCUAAACUGCCUUUUCUUUCAUUUUGAAGAUUUCUUAGUUACUGUUUUUAUUCCACCCUGUUUGUAUAUAUGAUUUAUUGUCAGUACAUACGUAUCUAUAUACCACCGCUUUACUUCAAGCUUCCUUAAGUGUUAUCAUUUUGCGAGGUAUACUGCACAAUUUACAUUUCCCCAUGCAAAAGAGAAACCAAUUAUCCUACCUCACUAUAUACGUAUAUCCCAGAAAAUCUCCAGAUAAGCGCCUUAGGUCUAGAUUUUCGUAGUUAUAUGCAACUAGGAGUUUAAAGGAUUAGAACUAUACCGAAAUCAAACUAUUUGUUUUUCAUUGACUUUCUAAUUACAAACAAGCUGAGAUUUUUUCCUUAUCCGUGCUCUCCCUGAGACUUAUUAAUUUAAGCUGCUAAAGCACCUUGAUUUUCCAUUAAACUGUUUAUUUUGAGAUAUUUUCUUCCUUAUAGUGUUACCUUGCAAAUCUUAAAAAUAACUUCUUGGUUUCAAAGUUAUGCAAGAUCUUUCAUGAGUGAAUAGAUGUGCAUUUUCUUAUUGCGAAGCAAAUCAUUUUGUGAAGUAUAAAUAAAUGGGAUUUCGAUAG
Molecule: messenger RNA, 4778 nt
Organism: Schistosoma intercalatum
Lineage: Eukaryota; Metazoa; Platyhelminthes; Trematoda; Strigeidida; Schistosomatidae
Source: the annotation of a GenBank genome assembly